AUGGGAAUUUUUCUCAAGCCAUCAUUUACACUUGAGCCUGCAGAAUACAAUCCUACAAAGAGCACUUAUCAUCCUGUUCAUGAUGCUUGCUGGGGCCCUGGCCAAAAGAUACCAUACAUGGCUGUGGCUCGUACUUUUGAAUAUAUUGAGGAAGAAUCUGCCCGGUUGAAAAUUAUAGAGACCCUAAGCAAUCUCUUUCGUUCUGCGAUUGUCCUAUCUCCACAAGACCUGCUCCCCUGUGUCUACCUCUGUCUCAAUCGGUUAGGCCCAGCAUAUGAGGGCCUAGAAUUAGGCAUUGGCAAAACCAUCCUCAUGAAAGCUCUGGCCCAGGCCACAGGUCGCCAAUUGGACCAAAUCAAGGCAGAGGCAGCAGAGAAGGGAGAUCUAGGUUUAGUUGCUGAAAACAGUCGCACAACACAAGGAACUGUGUUUGCUUCACCCAAACUUGGUGCUGCUGCUGGUUUUGGCAAACUGCAAGCAAUUGGUCAUAUGGCAGGAAGCUCGUCUAUGAACAAAAAAAUUGACAUUAUCAAAUCUUUGUUUGUUGCAUGUCGCCAUUCAGAGGCUCGUUAUGUGGCUCGGUCCCUUGAAGGAAAGUUACGGAUUGGGCUAGCAGAGCAGUCUGUCCUCUCAGCUCUUGCCCAGGCAGUAUCACUCACUCCCCCAGGACAAAAAUUUCCCCCAGAUGUUUUGGAUGCUGCAAAGGGCAAAUCUGUAGAUGCACGCAAAGCUUGGCUGGAUGAAAGGGCCUUGAUUGUUAAGCAGGCCUUCUGUGAACUACCAAAUUAUGACAUCAUAGUACCUGUCCUUUUGGAGCAUGGUAUGGAGAGCUUGCCUCAGUACUGCAAGAUCACUCCAGGAUGGGUGAUUGGCACUGGAUUCUCGGAUGAGGACUUAGAGAAACUCCAUAGCUCACUCAAGGACUAUGUGAUUCCUCAGCCACGACCAUACUAUCGUUGGGGUGGAACAGCUGAACCUGAUCACUGGUUGGAAGCCCAGCAUGUUUGGGAAGUGAAGUGUGCUGAUUUAUCCAUUUCUCCCAUCCACAGAGCAGCAUCAGGUUUGGUGGAUGAAGAAAAGGGCAUCUCCUUAUGUUUUCCCAGAUUCCUGCGCAUCCGAGAUGAUAAGAAACCAGAGGAAGCCACUAGCAGUGCUCAGGUGGCUGAACUUUAUCGGAAACAGCAGCAGAUCCAAAAUCAACUGUCACUGGAAAAAGAUGAUGAUUUCUACUAA
Protobothrops mucrosquamatus (brown spotted pit viper) is the source of this 1233-nucleotide messenger RNA. Its product is annotated as DNA ligase 1-like. The record is from RefSeq and is a predicted model, not a curated record. Bases 1 to 1233 code for a protein of 410 amino acids. The transcript is spliced from 14 exons. Lineage: Eukaryota; Metazoa; Chordata; Lepidosauria; Squamata; Viperidae. Gene Ontology annotation, biological process: DNA recombination; DNA repair; Okazaki fragment processing involved in mitotic DNA replication. Gene Ontology annotation, cellular component: mitochondrion; nucleus. Gene Ontology annotation, molecular function: DNA binding; DNA ligase (ATP) activity.